AUGCCCCGCCGAAACCCAUUAUGGCUCCGUCUGCCAGGAUCAUCCUCCCCAUCAUCCACGUCUACAACCGAGGAACUUCGCCUCGCUGCACUCUCUCCAUAUAACAAUCCAAACGAUGAAACCUCAUCAAUCCCAGAUUCUCUGGAACACUCUCCUGCGAAAACCAGCGACGAUGGAAGCGAGAUUUCUAGAGCAAAUUUCAGUUCCCCCACGAGUUCCCCAUCCAGAUCCCCGAAUAAGAAGGUAUCAUGGUCUCUAUUCGACCAGGUUUCUCUCUCCGGAGAGGAGUUUCUACUUCCCCGACGUUUCGAAGCCAUCGAGUUGAUUCCUGGAACAAGUACUCGUACUACAUUUGCAUCCUGCUCUGCAACAGAUCUCCUCGAGAGUGAACACGUCACAAUCCGUAAAAUAUCGUUGCAAGACCCAGCCACAGCUCGUAAAGAAUACAGAAAUAUAAUAUUGUGUCGACUACUUCCCCACCCAAACAUCCUCCCAAUUUCUGAAGCAUAUGAGGUGGAUUCUACUCUGUAUACAGUUUCUGAACAGAUGGAUGGACGAUUGAGUGAUAUUGUUGAAGAGAGAUUAACUCAUUUCGUGGUUGCCAAGAUCACUCAUCAAGUCUUGGCUGCCGUCGCAAUGAUGCAUCAGAAUGGAAUUGCACAUGGGGAUCUUACACUCAACACGAUUUAUGUCAACACUGACGCGGAACUUCGUCUCUCUUCCUACGGAAAAAGCGAUGACUCCUCCGAGCAUUUGGAUGAAAGAUUUCGAGACGACCUGCUCUCAAUCGGUGCCAUUGUUUCACGUUUUUUGAUGAACGAAGAGGAAAUGUUCAAGUUUUCCAAGUCCAGAAAUCAUAAGGAUAUUGAUUGGAGACUCGUGCUUGAGGGAAGCAGAGACUCGGGACUUUUAGACUUCAACGCUCGUUCCCUUCUCUUCCAACUCCUGGAAGGCCGCCAAACCGCCCGUGAUCUUCUCCGUCAUCCAUAUUUCAAAUCUUUCCGUGCUCCACAACACCAGACUGUCGAGCGAAAGCACACAGUCGUUGGACAGAAGACAUCCGAUGAAGUUCUAGAUAAACUUCGUGAAGAACUUCAACGAUUCAAUCCAUUCAAUAUGUCGGAGAUCAUGCUUUGA
This is a messenger RNA of Caenorhabditis remanei, 1137 nucleotides long. RefSeq lists its product as uncharacterized. The transcript has 6 exons. Gene Ontology annotation, cellular component: cytoplasm. NCBI's taxonomy places the organism in Eukaryota, Metazoa, Nematoda, Chromadorea, Rhabditida, Rhabditidae. Gene Ontology annotation, molecular function: protein serine/threonine kinase activity; ATP binding. Bases 1 to 1137 code for a protein of 378 amino acids. The record is from RefSeq and is a predicted model, not a curated record. Gene Ontology annotation, biological process: protein phosphorylation.